Trichomycterus rosablanca is the source of this 1118-nucleotide messenger RNA. RefSeq names its product gastrulation brain homeobox 2 (gene gbx2). Gene Ontology annotation, molecular function: DNA-binding transcription factor activity, RNA polymerase II-specific; RNA polymerase II transcription regulatory region sequence-specific DNA binding. The transcript is spliced from 2 exons. Gene Ontology annotation, cellular component: nucleus. NCBI's taxonomy places the organism in Eukaryota, Metazoa, Chordata, Actinopteri, Siluriformes, Trichomycteridae. The record is from RefSeq and is a predicted model, not a curated record. Gene Ontology annotation, biological process: regulation of transcription by RNA polymerase II; regulation of nervous system development. The coding region runs from base 1 to 990 and encodes 329 amino acids.
AUGAGUGCGGCAUUCGGUGCGCCCUUCGCCAUGAUGCAGCGUCCGCUGGGAAACACUACUGCCUUCAGCAUUGACUCGCUGAUUGGCAGCUCGCAGCAGCCCAGUCCGGGACACUUCGUUUACACUGGUUACCCAAUGUUUAUGCCUUACCGGUCCGUUGUGCUCCCUCCACCUCCACCACCACCUCCUCCCGGUCUGACACAGACGCCUCAUCACCACCAGCUCGCCGCUUUGCCCACUGCUUUACCUGGCGCGUUCUGCUCCAGUUUGGCGCAGGGCAUGGCGCUCACCUCCACGCUCAUGGCCAGCCUGCCUCAGCAUUCAGAAGCUGCCAGAAAGUUUAGUUCACAGGCUCUUCAUGCGGCAUUCGAAAAAUCCCAUGAGAUCCGUCUGGAUGCUGAGGAUGGUAAAAGUUUUCUGGGCAAAGAGGCCGGGGUGCUUCUGCCCUUCCAUGAUGAGCCGGUGCAGUCCGCUACAGUACGACAUCACGGCAAAGACGAUCCCAAGGAGGACGAGUGUUCGAGAAAGGACGAAUGCUUCUCUAUGGACAGUGAUCUCGACUAUAGCUCAGACGACAACGUGGCGGCAUCCUCUAACUCUCUGUGUCCUAAAGAGGACAGUGAUACAGCUGCAGGGCUGGAGGAUGGUGUGCGUUCCGGUACCGGGGGUUCAGGCGGGAAGAACCGGAGACGUAGGACGGCUUUCACCAGCGAGCAGCUGCUGGAGCUCGAGAAGGAGUUUCACUGUAAAAAGUAUCUGUCUCUGACUGAACGCUCACAGAUCGCACACGCCCUGAAGCUUAGCGAGGUGCAGGUGAAGAUCUGGUUUCAGAACCGCAGGGCCAAGUGGAAGCGCGUAAAGGCUGGUAACGUCAACACCAAAGCAGGCGAGCCCUCCCGAAACCCAAAAAUCGUGGUGCCCAUUCCAGUGCAUGUGAGCCGCUUUGCCAUUCGAAGCCAGCACCAGCAGCUGGAGCAGGCCAGACCCUGACACACACUUCUUGUGCCAAAUAUAAACUUAUGUUAAAAAUGAAUUGUUUUAGAGGCUCAAAAUGCCACAUUAUGUUAUUACAUUUGGAACAGCUGUCUACAUUUAUCCACAAGGAGUUAAAAACUGUA